AUGAGCUUCAGCGGCGCUGAGGCGCUGCUGGGCGCCUUCGCGCCGCUCCACGGAGGAGGCAGUCUGCACUACGGGCUGGCUCGCAAGGGCGGCGCGGGUGGAGCGCGCUCUGCAGCCGGCUCCUCCAGCGGCUUCCACUCAUGGGCGCGGACGUCCGUGAGCUCCGUGUCGGCCUCGCCGAGCCGCUUCCGCGGCGCGGGAGCCGCCUCCAGCACCGACUCGCUAGACACGCUGAGCAACGGACCGGAGGGCUGCGUGGUGGUGGCGGCGGCGGCGCGCAGCGAAAAGGAACAGCUGCAGGCGCUGAACGACCGCUUCGCGGGCUACAUCGACAAGGUGCGGCAGCUCGAGGCGCAUAACCGCAGCCUGGAGGGAGAGGCGGCGGCGCUGCGGCAGCAGCAGGCGGGCCGCGCCGCCAUGGGCGAGCUAUACGAGCGCGAGGUGCGCGAGAUGCGCGGCGCUGUGCUGCGCUUGGGCGCGGCCCGCGGCCAGCUGCGCCUGGAGCAAGAGCACCUGCUGGAGGACAUCGCGCACGUGCGCCAGCGCCUAGACGACGAGGCCCGGCAGCGCGAGGAGGCUGAGGCGGCGGCGCGCGCACUUGCGCGCUUUGCGCAGGAGGCAGAAGCGGCGCGCGUCGAGCUGCAGAAGAAGGCUCAGGCCCUGCAGGAAGAGUGCGGCUACCUGCGGCGUCACCACCAGCAGGAGGUGGGCGAGUUGCUCGGCCAGAUCCAGGGGAGCAGCGCCGCGCAGACUCAGGCGCAGGCCGAGGCGCGCGACGCCCUCAAGUGCGACGUGACGUCGGCACUGCGCGAGAUCCGCGCGCAGCUGGAAGGCCACGCAGUGCAGAGCACGCUACAGUCCGAGGAGUGGUUCCGAGUGAGACUGGACCGACUGUCAGAGGCAGCCAAGGUGAACACAGACGCCAUGCGCUUGGCACAGGAGGAGAUAACUGAGUACCGGCGGCAGCUGCAGGCCAGGACCACAGAGCUGGAGGCGCUCAAAAGCACCAAGGACUCACUGGAGAGGCAGCGCUCUGAGCUGGAGGACCGUCAUCAGGCUGACAUCGCAUCCUACCAGGAAGCCAUCCAGCAGCUGGAUGCUGAGCUCAGGAACACCAAGUGGGAGAUGGCAGCCCAGCUCCGAGAAUACCAGGACCUGCUCAACGUCAAGAUGGCUCUGGAUAUUGAGAUUGCUGCUUACAGAAAACUCCUGGAGGGUGAAGAGUGUCGGAUUGGCUUUGGCCCAAGUCCUUUCUCCCUUCUAGAAGGACUCCCCAAAAUCCCCACCAUAUCUACUCAUAUAAAAGUCAAAAGCGAAGAGAAGAUCAAGGUGGUAGAAAAGUCAGAGAAGGAAACUGUGAUUGUGCAGGAACAGACAGAGGAGGUCCAACUGACAGAGGAAGUGACUGAAGAAGAAGAGAAAGAGGCCAAAGAGGAGGAGGAAGGGGGAGAAGAAGCAGCAAAAUCUCCCCCAGCAGAAGAGGCUGCAUCUCCAGAGAAAGAGGAGGCCAAGUCCCCAGUGAAGGAAGAAGGCAAGUCCCCAGAAAAGGCUGAGUCCCCUAUGAAAGAAGAAGCAAAAUCACCAGCUGAGGCCAAGUCUCCUGAGAAGGCCAAGUCUCCAGAAGGAGUGAAGUCUCCAGAGAAGGCCAAGUCCCCUGUGAAGGAAGAGGCCAAAUCUCCAGAGAAGGCCAAGUCCCCAGAGAAGGCCAAGUCCCCAGAGAAGGAAGAGGCCAAAUCUCCAGAGAAGGCCAAGUCCCCAGAGAAGGCCAAGUCCCCUGUGAAGGAAGAGGCCAAAUCCCCAGAGAAGGCCAAGUCCCCAGUGGAGGUGAAGUCCCCAGAGAAGGCCAAGUCCCCAGAGAAGGAAGAGGCCAAAUCUCCAGAGAAGGCCAAGUCCCCAGAGAAGGCCAAGUCCCCUGUGAAGGAAGAGGCCAAAUCCCCAGAGAAGGCCAAGUCCCCAGUGGAGGUGAAGUCCCCAGAGAAGGCUAAGUCCCCAGAGAAGGCCAAAUCCCCAGAGAAGGAAGAGGCCAAAUCUCCAGAGAAGGCCAAGUCCCCAGUGGAGGUGAAGCCCCCAGAGAAGGCCAAGUCCCCUGUGAAGGAAGAGGCCAAAUCCCCAGAGAAGGCCAAAUCCCCAGUGAAAGAAGAGGCCAAGUCCCCAGCUGAGGUGAAGUCCCCUGAGAAGGCCAAGUCUCCCAUGAAGGAAGAAGCAAAGUCCCCAGAGAAGGCCAAAAGCCCUGUCAAGGAGGAGGCAAAAUCCCCAGAGAAGGUCAAGUCUCCUGUGAAGGAGGAGGCCAAGGCUCCUGCGAAGGAGGUCCCAAAGAAGGAAGAGGCAAAGUCCCCCGUGAAGGAGGAAGAGAAACCCCAGGAGGUGAAAGCCAAAGAGCCCCCAAAGAAGACAGAGGAAGAGAAAGCUCCAGCCACACUGAAAACUGAGGAGAAGAAGGACAGCAAGAAAGAUGAGGUGCCCAAGAAGGAGGCUUCAAAGCCCGAGGUCCAGGAGAAGAAGGACCCUGCUGUGGAAAAGCCCAAAGAACCCAAAGCUGAAGCCAAGAAGGAAGAGGCUGAAGAUAAGAAAAAAGCAACCACCCCAGAGAAGGAGGCUGCUGCCAAGGGGAAGGAAGAAGCCAAACCCAAAGAGAAGACUGAGGUGGCCAAGAAGGAACCAGAUGAUGCCAAGGCCAAAGAACCCAGCAAAGCAGCAGAGAAAGAGCCGGAAAAGCCAAAGAAGGAAGAGACGCCAGCGGCACCUGAGAAAAAAGAUGCCAAGGAGGGCAAGGCCACAGAGGCCAAGAAGCCUGAGGAGAAACCCAAAGCAGAGGCCCAAGCCAAGGAGGAGCCCAGCAAGGAGGCCUCCACACCAGGCAAAGCCAAGGCAGAAAAGGCUGAGAAAUCCUCUAGCACAGACCAGAAAGACAGCAGGCCUCCAGAGAAGGCCACAGAAGACAAGGCCACCAAGGGAGAGAAGUAAGGCAGGGAGAAAGGAACAUCCAGAGCAGCCAAAGAAACUCAGGAGGGUCUGGGAGCUCAAGGGUUGUGUAACGAAUUUUCAUUUUUUCUCGCUUUUCUUGAAGAAGAAACUCUGCUUAGACUAUGGGCCCUCCUUCACCAAACAGGAAUUUCUAUUAGCAAUGUGUUAGCAAGAGAGGGUCCUCCCAACCCCCGGCCCCACACCCCAAACCCUCCCUAGGCGAUGGACAAUUAUAUUAUGAUAGCUUAUGUAGCCGAAUGUGAUAUAUGCCGAAUGCCACAUGUAAACACUUGACUAUAAAAACUGCCCCCUCCUCUCCAAAUAAGUGCAUUUAUUUCCUGUAUGUGCAACUGACAGAUGACCGCAAUAAUGAAUGAGCAGUUAGAAACACAUUAUGCUUGAGAUGUCUUAACCUAUUCCUGAAUGCCUUCUGUUUUCCAAAGGAGUGGUCAAGCCCUUGCCCAAAGCUCUCUAUCCUGGAAGAGCUGGAGCAGGUGGGGCUGGGCGCUGGCCACUGAACCAUGCCAGGGCGCACUUUUCCA
Kogia breviceps (pygmy sperm whale) is the source of this 3506-nucleotide messenger RNA. RefSeq names its product neurofilament heavy chain (gene NEFH). Gene Ontology annotation, molecular function: structural constituent of postsynaptic intermediate filament cytoskeleton; DNA binding; structural constituent of chromatin. Gene Ontology annotation, cellular component: nucleosome; neurofilament; axon. The record is from RefSeq and is a predicted model, not a curated record. Lineage: Eukaryota; Metazoa; Chordata; Mammalia; Artiodactyla; Physeteridae. Gene Ontology annotation, biological process: nucleosome assembly; axon development; intermediate filament bundle assembly.